AUUGACCAACUAUUAUAAACAAGACAAGGAAUGUCAAAAAAAGAAGAAGCUAUAUUUGAGGUUAAAAUACCUUCCAAAACGUGAAGAUACAAAUUAUUAAUUUCUGAAAUAAAAUGGGCUCUGAAGUAAUUGAAGACUUCAAAAUAAAGGAAGAGGAAGAAAAAAUCAAACCGUCGGUAAAUGGGGGAGUUAAAUUUCCCACUGAAUCAAAAUAUUCCAAUAUAAAGAAUAAGCAAAUCAGGAUCCAACAAUAUCAAAAAGAUAAACGAGAAAGAAAAAAAGCCAAAAAAGAUGCCAAGAAGGCUAGAGAAAAGGAAGGUCUGCCAAAAAAAAUUCCUCAUACAAUUGAAAGUCUUAGAGAAAAAGAUGAAACAAUAAUUACAGACUUAACUACAGAUGAAAAUGAACUUAUUAGGGAUGAUUUGGAUCAAGAUGAGUUUAAUGAAUUUUAUAAGCAGUCUUAUGAACCAAAAGUAUUAAUUACAUAUGCUGAUAAUCCUAUGAGGAAAACAAGAAUUUUUGGAAGAGAACUUACCAGAAUUAUACCAAAUUCAGUGUCAUUAUACAGGAACAGAUCUGGUGUUAAAAAAAUUGUUAAAAGUGCAAUAAAAAAAGAUUUUACCGACAUUUUAAUCAUUAAUGAACACAACAAAGAACCUGAUGGUUUGCUGGUUAUCCAUUUACCGGAUGGUCCUACUGCGCACUUCAAGGUUAGUAAUGUUAGAAUAACAACUGAACUAAGAAAGAAUCAUAGAGAUAUCACAGCACAUCGACCUGAAGUUGUUUUGAAUAACUUUGCUACAAGAUUGGGUUUGACCAUUGGUAGAAUGUUGGGAGCAUUAUUUCAUUACGAUCCAGAAUUUGAAGGCCAAAGAGCUGUUACUUUCCAUAAUCAAAGAGAUUUUAUAUUUUUCCGACAUUACAGGUAUGGUUUUGAUGCUAAUGGGCAAAAGUGCAGGUUGAAAGAGCUGGGACCAAGAUUUACUUUAAAACUAAAAUCUUUGCAGAAAGGUACAUUUGAUAGUAAAUAUGGACAAUAUGAAUGGAUAAUUGACGGAAGGAGACAUUCUAUGGAAACAAGUAGAAGAAAAUUCCAUUUGUAAAAAUUAUGUUAAUGGUUGUCACUAUUUUGUCAUAUUAAUUGAUCGAUAAAAUUUGUUGUAUUAUUUCUUUUACUAAAAAAAAUCUGUUCAUCUUA
This is a messenger RNA of Diorhabda sublineata, 1198 nucleotides long. Its product is annotated as probable ribosome production factor 1. Gene Ontology annotation, biological process: maturation of 5.8S rRNA; maturation of LSU-rRNA. Bases 114 to 1103 code for a protein of 329 amino acids. NCBI's taxonomy places the organism in Eukaryota, Metazoa, Arthropoda, Insecta, Coleoptera, Chrysomelidae. Gene Ontology annotation, cellular component: preribosome, large subunit precursor; nucleolus. The transcript is spliced from 4 exons. The record is from RefSeq and is a predicted model, not a curated record. Gene Ontology annotation, molecular function: rRNA primary transcript binding.